Molecule: messenger RNA, 1560 nt
Organism: Astyanax mexicanus (Mexican tetra)
Lineage: Eukaryota; Metazoa; Chordata; Actinopteri; Characiformes; Acestrorhamphidae
Exons: 6
Coding region: 477-1454 (325 amino acids)
Source: RefSeq, a predicted model, not a curated record
AUCUGUUGACAUAUGGUUUGUGAUUGUUGUUGCUUUGACCAUGGUAUUGUGGUGGUGUCCAAUGCAGGGAGGGGGUUAGAAGCUCACAGUUCAGUUCUCAGCAUGCUUAGUGGUCACCAUUAGCUUUGUUGGGGUUAUAUGGAUGACUUGAGUUGUUUGUGGUGAGGUUAUGUGUUUAUUAUUGUUAGCUGAGUUUAGUUGUAGACCAUAAUGUUGUGGUGGAGGGUGAAUAAGGGUCUCCACCAGUAAUCUGCCAUUUUAUGCUAGAACCAGGGUGCUCUUGAUCUGAAGUGAAUUCCACAGACAGAUAGUGACGUAUUACACAACAGAGUGACGGGAGUGGUGAGUUAUGUCUCUGAUUCUGAGGACAGGUAAGUAUGCAAGAUCAACAGACAAGUUCGGCUGGUGACAUUCACAGUUGAGCUAUUCCUGAUGUCUCUGAGGCCACAGUCCUUCCAAGGCCUGGAUGGGAAGCAAUGGCUGCUGGCCUGGGCUGGAUGUCAGAUCCCUCUUCCUCUUUAGAGAUAACUGUUAUCUCCAUCCUCUUCGUUGCUGUCUGUAUCACACUGUACACACUUUGCACCAGCUGUUACAGCUAUCCACCUAAGGCUCCACACUAUCCAGCAGAGAAAGAAAUUCCAUCAUCUUUCGCAACCAAUGAAAAACCAGAAGAUCAUUGGAGCACAAACAGAACCUCGGGCAAUGAGCAUGUUCCUGAUAGGCCACAUACCAGGAGUUACACCAUGGUGCAGCCACAGCUAUCCACAGUAUAUUCUCACAACAGAGCUGAAUCACAUGGAUACUUUAGCCAGGGAAUGAUACCGCAGCUUUCAGAUGCACCAGUCUUCUCAGGUAGCCCUUCAGGGUCAGUGAAUCUGGACUCCUCAUUGUUCCUAUCAACGUUUCGUGAUUCUAGACUUUUGGAGGAACUAACCAUGCAGUUUCCAUCCCUACAACAGCCCAUAACAGUCUUGAAAGACCAUGAAACACAAGACACAGAAGAUCAAACAAAUGUCAAGUCUUCUCCAUGGUUGGAGCCUAGUAAGGAACAUCUAUAUGAAAGCAUUGGAAUUGGACGUGUCAGUGAGCCCAGUUCCAGCCACCAAGCUCCUGAAGACCAGCAGAGUGAGAAUAGUGAGGACCCCUAUGAAACAGUGAGAGAUCCCAGGGACCCUGCUGCAGGUCAUGUGUGCAAAUCUUCUGCUGUAAUGGACAACAAAGUGACCGAUAAUCCAGGACAGAUUUUUCAGCCUUUCCCAGCAAGGCAAGACAGUAAAGGUUUGGUUGGUUCUGAAAUAACGGACGUCUACGCAGCAGUGAACUUCAAAAAGAAAAGCCUGAAAAUCAAAGAACUCCCCGUUUCAUCAGACACCAUAGCGCAGGCUGAGGAUGACAUAGAUGAGGAGCCAGCACCUCCUGUCCCAGAAAAAAUGUUUGAAACGGACUGUCUCUAACUUAUAUGAUGUUUGAUAUCAUGUCUCAUGCACUUUAUCAAAAAAAGUUAAAGGGCUAAUAUUAUGUAAUCAUUGUGUAAACUAAUAAAAAGAAUGAUUAUCAUCA